GUUGUUAACUAAUCCAAAACACUAUCAGCUGUGCUCAGACUUUCGUAACAAACCGCAAGAGAUUUUCAUUUCCAGCAUUUCACUAAAUUUUCAUAAUUAGAAUUGUUCAGAAUGCGUAUCCCCACAGCUGUGUAUAUGGCUAAAAAGGCUCGCACACCUCAAAGUGAGGCGAGUGUGCCUUUUCAGGAAAUUUUACCUUUACGUCUAAAGAAUACAGUCAGUGGCAAGGCUGACUCCGGGUCCGAUGUAGCUUGUCUUCAAGAAAUGACCGUUCUAUUCGCCUGCUUGAAGGAUAACGAUUUUGCAGAAAAAAUGUGUAAUAAGGAAAUAUCGCAGUUUAAGAAAUGCUACAAGGUAUACAUGGACCGAAAGACGGCUGCCAAGGAAACGAUUAAUAAAGGCAUAAUCACUCCUGGCAAAGAACUAAAUUACAAACAGUUGAAUAAAUAUAUGAGACGGUAUCCCAAUCCAUAAUAAUGUUACAAUGUCAAUAAUGAAGAAUAAAAGAUAAGUGGUAUGGA
This is a messenger RNA of Stomoxys calcitrans (stable fly), 521 nucleotides long. Its product is annotated as small ribosomal subunit protein mS37. Gene Ontology annotation, biological process: mitochondrial translation. The record is from RefSeq and is a predicted model, not a curated record. Gene Ontology annotation, cellular component: mitochondrion; mitochondrial ribosome; nucleoplasm. Gene Ontology annotation, molecular function: RNA binding. The transcript has 2 exons. The coding region runs from base 112 to 474 and encodes 120 amino acids. Lineage: Eukaryota; Metazoa; Arthropoda; Insecta; Diptera; Muscidae.